CCAGCCUCCGAGGGGGGGAAAUUUGCGGGGGGUUUUCCGGUGAGAGGCCGCGGAAAAGAAUGGAUCUUCCCCCGCAGAUCGACGAUUGCAUCAGGGACGCGAUCGAUCACACCCUGGGCCUCCCCGUGUCGGCGCGCACGCUCGAGUCGAGGCUCCGCGCUUCCGAGGAGGCGCAGAGAUGGCUCCGCGAGGAGUGCUCGCUCUUGCGCUCCAGAUUGGACGAGAAAGAUGGCCUCGUCGAGCGGGCUCGGGCAGAGUCGUGCAUGAAUGCACAGGCACUAAAGAAGUUUGUGGAGGAGAACCAGAGAUUGGCGGCGGAAUGUGCCGAUUUGCUGGCGCAGUGCAAGAAGUUGGAGACUGAGUGCUCGCUUUACGACCAUGAUCGGGAGGCCCUGAUGGAUUUCGGGAACGAGGUGGAAGAGCGGGCCAAGGAGGCAGAGGCUCGGGUGCGAGAGCUGGAAGAGGAGGUGCGGCAAUUGUCAGAUGAGUUGCAGUAUGUUAAACACAAAUAUGAUACUCGUGAGGAUGAAGAGACUUCGGAGAGCACCACUUCGGAGGAGAAGCUAGUCGAAUCAAUCAUCUCAACAUUGGUUAGUAAAGAUGCAGUAGCAUCAGCAUAUUCAUUUUUGGAGGCAAAUAGUGCGCAUGAAUCAUGUCGAGAAUUGUUAAAAAUGUGGAACUGCCUAAGGCCAGCAACUAAGAUGGUUCUUUCAUUGGCUGCCGACAUAAAGACACUUGAGAAAGAUAAGGAAAAUCUCAGAAUUAACCUUCAUAAAGCUGAGGAGGAGGUAAAUCUGCUGUUUCAAGAGAACAACGUUUUGGAUGAAGAAAACAAGAGGUUACUGAGGCACUACCAGAAAGAAAGGGACAUUUUUGGUUCUGGUGGGAGAAUCACAGCUAGUGCUCCUGCAAAGUCUAACAAGAGAAAAUCUAGCCCUAAGAUGAAUAGCCCAGUUGAGAAGAGGAUUGAUCUCAGUGAUGUGGAUUCACCAAGACGGCCUCUGUCACCAUUGAAACAGAACUCUCCUGAUUCUAGGAUGUACAAGAAGUAGUAGAGGCUCAUCCACAUGUAUCAACUGACCCGAUUUUCUUUUUUUGUACCCAAGCUAUUCUUUGUACCUGAAUAGUCUUUUCAGAAUCAAAGAUUAGAUUGAAGUUACUGGCAAGAUAUGGGUGGUUAUAGUUCUUGAAGCAACUUCAGUUUUCUUUUCCUUUCAACAAAAGAAAUCUGGUUUCCUGUGAUGUGAUGCUCCUAUACUAUCUUGAUUGAUAGUGAAUUGUUACGUUGUAACUCCUAUUAUUGUGCUUUUCGAACAGAAUUGACGAGGCGAAGAAAGGCCUAAUGAUGCCACUGUAUAAAUCGUUCUGGA
This is a messenger RNA of Syzygium oleosum, 1370 nucleotides long. RefSeq lists its product as uncharacterized. The transcript has 6 exons. The coding region runs from base 60 to 1052 and encodes 330 amino acids. The record is from RefSeq and is a predicted model, not a curated record. NCBI's taxonomy places the organism in Eukaryota, Viridiplantae, Streptophyta, Magnoliopsida, Myrtales, Myrtaceae.